This is a messenger RNA of Leptosia nina, 864 nucleotides long. Lineage: Eukaryota; Metazoa; Arthropoda; Insecta; Lepidoptera; Pieridae. The record is from the annotation of a GenBank genome assembly.
AUGGUGGACCGUUUAGUCAAUAGUGAAGCUAAUGCUAGAAGAAUUGCAAUGGUGGAGAACUGCUUCGGCAGUUCGGGGCAGCCCUUGGCGGAACAAGGUAGAGUUUUGGUUGGAGAAGGAGUCUUGACAAAAAUGUGCAGAAAGAAACCCAAAGCAAGACAAUUCUUCUUGUUCAAUGAUAUCUUAGUUUAUGGAAAUAUUGUGAUAAAUAAGAAGAAAUAUAACAAGCAACAUGUUAUACCUCUCGAGGAAGUGAAACUGGAGUCUUUGAAAGAUGAAGGCCAGUACCGUAACGGGUGGUUAAUACGCACAGCGUCAAAAUCGUUUGCGGUUUACGCGGCGACAGCGACAGAGAAAGAAGAAUGGAUGGCACACAUAGAGAAAUGCAUUGAGGAUCUCUUAAGAAAAAGUGGUAAACAGCCUCCAUCGGAACAUGCUGCUGUUUGGGUGCCUGACAAUGAGGCGGCCAUCUGUAUGCACUGCAAGAAAACACAGUUCACUGUUCUAAAUAGACGGCAUCACUGCCGCAAGUGCGGCUCGGUAGUCUGCGGUCCGUGCUCGUCGAAGCGGUUCGUGUUGCGGACGCAAAGCGAGAAGCCACUGCGCGUCUGCCUCCAGUGCUACGACGAGCUGAACCGCGAGAAAGCAAGGUCUAAUCAGGGUCAAACGUUAGGCCCCGGAGCAGCGAAAGCUGGUGGUGAUGGAGCCGGGUCAGGUGGUGACUCAUCCCAAGAUGAUGACAGCGAUGAUGAUGACGAACGACCAGUCGCAGAGGACAAACACGAUGAGCCGAAGUUCUACGGCGACGGUGAAAAGACUGAGGAUAAUACCAACAACCAUUCGUCCAAGGAAACAACCAAGUGA